UUGAAGAGAAAGAGUUGAGAGAGAGAGAGAGAGGGGAAAAGAUGUUGUCUCAAUUAUUGAAACCCAUUAAAAUUGUUCUUAGAGGAGAGCUUCAAAAGUUUGUUCAUAAAGAUUUUCAUGAAGUCGUUGAAAGGAUGACUGUCAUCGAUACCUUUCUGUUUUUGAUUAUACAUUUUGUUGAUAAAUUGGGAAUUUGGCAUAAACUUCCUGUGAUUUUGGGGUUACUCUACCUAGCAGUUCGUCGACAUCUUCAUCAAGAAUAUAACUUGUUUAAUGUCGGGCGAACUCCGGUUGGAGUUCGGUUCAACCCAGUGGAUUACCCAUAUCGAACUGCUGAUGGCAAAUACAAUGAUCCCUUUAAUGAAGGAGCUGGUGCCCAAGGUUCUUUCUUUGGCCGAAACAUCCAUCCUGUUGACCAAUCCAAAACGCUAUUGAAACCCGAUCCAAUGGUGGUUGCGACGAAGCUUUUGGCAAGAAGAAAGCUUAUUGACACCGGAAAGCAAUUCAACAUGAUUGCUGCUUCUUGGAUCCAAUUCAUGAUUCACGAUUGGAUUGAUCAUUUGGAAGACACCAAACAGGUUGAGUUGGUGGCUCCAAGUGAAGUUGCAAGUGAAUGUCCGUUGAAAUCCUUUAAAUUCUUCAAGACAAAACAAGUUUCAACUGGCUUUUUUGAGAAUAAAACUGGAUCUAUUAACGUUCGAACACCUUGGUGGGAUGGAAGUGUUUUGUAUGGAAGCAAUGCAGAAAAGUUGGGGAAGGUGAGAACUUAUAAAGAUGGUAAGCUCAAGAUAGCUGAUGAUGACCUUCUUCUUCACGACAAUGACGGCGUUGCCAUCUCCGGCGAUGUUCGAAAUAGUUGGGCUGGUGUCUCUACUUUGCAAGCUCUCUUCAUUAAAGAACAUAAUGCAGUUUGUGACGCCCUAAAGAAGGAGGAUGAAAAUUUGGAGGACGAAGAUUUGUAUAGAUAUGCAAGACUCGUGACUUCUGCUGUGAUUGCUAAAGUUCAUACUAUCGAUUGGACCGUUGAGCUUCUCAAGAUGGACACUUUGCUUGCUGGAAUGAGAGGCAAUUGGUAUGGAUUAUUGGGAAAGAAAUUCAAAGACACAUUUGGACACGUUGGAGGAGCCAUUUUGGGAGGCUUAGUGGGUUUGAAAAAGCCGGAUAAUCAUGGUGUACCUUAUUCCUUAACAGAAGAAUUUGCUAGCGUUUAUCGCAUGCACUCUCUCUUACCUGAUGAUUUCUACCUUAGAGAUGUUUCUGUUGAUCCUGAUCACGACAAAUCUCCUCCAUUGGUUGAGAAAGUGCCAAUGAGUGAUAUGAUAGGGCACAAAGGAGAAGUGACCUCAAAGAAGAUGGGCUUCACGGCCCUAUUAGUCUCAAUGGGCCACCAAGCAAGUGGAGCUCUUGAGCUGUGGAACUAUCCAUUGUGGCUUAGGGAUCUCAUAGCCCAUGACAUGGACGGCAAGGAUAGGCCCGAUCACGUUGACCUUGCCGCUCUUGAAGUUUAUAGGGACAGAGAAAGGAGAGUUGCUAGGUACAAUGACUUCCGUCGGGGAUUAUUUCUCAUUCCAAUCUCCAAGUGGGAAGAUCUAACUGACGAUGAAGAGGCGAUUGAAGUACUUCGUGAAGUGUACGGUGAUGAUGUGGAGGAGCUUGAUAUUUUGGUAGGAUUGAUGGCAGAAAAGAAAAUCAAAGGCUUUGCUAUUAGUGAGACUGCUUUUGUCAUUUUCUUGAUCAUGGCUUCAAGGAGGUUAGAGGCAGAUAGAUUCUUCACAAGUCAUUUCAACGAAGAAACAUACACAAAGAAAGGAUUGGAAUGGGUAAACACAACAGAGAGUUUGAAAGAUGUUAUAGAAAGACAUUAUCCAGAGAUUUCAAACAAAUGGAUGAACUCAUCAAGUGCUUUCUCCGUUUGGGAUUCUCCUCCUAACAAGCCCAAUCCCAUCCCUAUUUAUCUUCGUAUUCCUCAUUAACUUUGUUUUUCCUCUUUUCUUCGGUUUUCAUAGCCAUGUUAUUAUUGUUGUCUUAUUUUUCUUUUGAUCUUUUUCUUUAAUUCAUGUUUUAAUGUUUAGAUUUAAAUUUUGAUUCUCGUAUUUUCUAAAUAAAUAAGAAAGUUGUUAACUUGUUUAUUAUUAUGCA
Messenger RNA from Cucumis melo (muskmelon), 2139 nucleotides. Its product is annotated as alpha-dioxygenase PIOX. The transcript has 10 exons. NCBI's taxonomy places the organism in Eukaryota, Viridiplantae, Streptophyta, Magnoliopsida, Cucurbitales, Cucurbitaceae. Gene Ontology annotation, biological process: response to oxidative stress. Gene Ontology annotation, molecular function: peroxidase activity; oxidoreductase activity, acting on single donors with incorporation of molecular oxygen, incorporation of two atoms of oxygen; heme binding. The coding region runs from base 42 to 1973 and encodes 643 amino acids. The record is from RefSeq and is a predicted model, not a curated record.